AUGGCCCAACAUACGGACGAGCCCACUUCUACGUCGUCGCAAAACGAUGGCUAUGAUGUCGAGAAAAAAGACGCGGCCGAUGUUGCGGUGGUGCCUUCCACGGACGCUGGCGAAGGGCAUGUUGGCACAGUCGACUUGGUCGAGGUCGGAUAUGAGCGGUCGCUAAAGAGGCGUCAGAUCAUGAUGAUGGCAUUCGGUGCUGGCAUUGGGACUGGUUUGUGGGUCGGCACGGGAAGUGCGCUGUCCAAAGCCGGCCCGGGCGGAAUCGCCGUUUCCUACACCAUCAUGGCAGCCAUUGUGUACAUCAUGUACACGUCCAUUGGAGAGAUGACAGCGUACAAGCCGGUUCACGGCGGCUUUACUCGUCAAGCAGGAGAAUACGUUGAUCCUGCCCUAGGAUUCGCCAUUGGGAUCAACUUCUGGUUCAAUUGGGUCAUGAUCAUCCCGGCCGAGAUUACGGCCUGCAUCUCCGUCCUCCACUACUGGGAAAGCUCGUACAAGGUGCCGCUGGCGGCAUGGAUCACAAUCUUCUUGGUCAUCAUCGUCUUUGUGAACAUCUGGCCGGUGAAGCUGUACGGAGAGGUUGAGUUCUGGUUUUCCUUCCUGAAGUGUCUUGCGCUCGUGGCCAUCAUCUUCUUCAUGAUCGUCAUGACGAGUGGAGGGAUUCCGGCCACACGUGGCCCAAUUGAGUUCAAGUAUUGGAAGGAUCCAGGCGCGUUUGUGAACGGCAUCCGCGGGAUUGCGGCUGCGUUUGUCCAGGCUGGCUUCAGCUUCGGCGGCGGCGAGCACAUUGCCGUCAUGGCUGGCGAAGCCAAGGACCCGCGCGAGACGGUCAAGCGGUCGGUGCAGCCCCUGUUCUGGCGCAUGUUUGCGUUUUUUGUGGUCAAUAUCUGGCUCGUGGGAAUGUGUAUUCCAUACAACGAACCGAACCUCGUGAACGCAUCCGGGACGCUCGCAUCGCCGUUCGUGCUGGCGAUCCGGGCAUGCGAUCUGUUCGGGCUCGCGCACGCGCUCAACGCCUUCAUCCUGAUCACGGUCAUCUCGUGCGGCAUCACGUCGGCGUACAUUGCGUCGCGCACGCUCUGCGCCCUCGCGGACCUGCACUGGGUGCACCCGGUGUUUGGGCGCAAGGACAGGCAGGGGCGGCCAUACAUUGCCAUGACCAUCAGCAUGGUGCUGGGCGGCGGGCUCUGCUACCUGAACUGCAACUCGACGGCGGAGGAGGUGUACAAUUGGUUCUCGUCUCUGGUGGGCAUCAGCGGCUUCCUGCAGUGGGCAACCAUCUACUGGAUGCACAUCCGGUUCCGCAAAGGGCUCCGGGCCCAGGGCAUCGAGCACAGGACGCUGCCGUUCCACGACGUGCUUGCGCCGUGGAGCCAGUACGCGGGCCUCGUCGUCAUCUUCCUGAUCCUGGUGGCCGAGUUCUACCUGGCCAUCUUCCCCUUCGACGCAAAGCCCAGCGCGGAGAACUUCUUCGCCACGUACAUUGCGGCGCCGCUGUUCGUGCUCGACUACUUUGCCUACAAGUGGUGGUACAAGACGAAGAUAGUGCGGCCCAAAGACAUGGACUUCAGCGAGGCCUUUGUCUUCGACGAGAUGGAGCGGCGCCAGAAGGCCGAGGCGGCGGCGCAGGCCCAGGAGCAGGCGGGGCUGGGCGUGGCGGGCGCUGCCCGGCGCGUGUGGUCUGCGCUGGUGGGAUGA
Diplodia corticola is the source of this 1701-nucleotide messenger RNA. RefSeq names its product amino acid transporter. Lineage: Eukaryota; Fungi; Ascomycota; Dothideomycetes; Botryosphaeriales; Botryosphaeriaceae. The record is from RefSeq and is a predicted model, not a curated record. Bases 1 to 1701 code for a protein of 566 amino acids. The transcript has 8 exons. Gene Ontology annotation, cellular component: membrane. Gene Ontology annotation, biological process: amino acid transmembrane transport. Gene Ontology annotation, molecular function: amino acid transmembrane transporter activity.